Magnolia sinica is the source of this 1030-nucleotide messenger RNA. RefSeq names its product ran-binding protein 1 homolog c-like. Lineage: Eukaryota; Viridiplantae; Streptophyta; Magnoliopsida; Magnoliales; Magnoliaceae. The transcript is spliced from 4 exons. Gene Ontology annotation, molecular function: GTPase activator activity. Gene Ontology annotation, cellular component: cytoplasm; nuclear pore. Bases 67 to 726 code for a protein of 219 amino acids. Gene Ontology annotation, biological process: nucleocytoplasmic transport. The record is from RefSeq and is a predicted model, not a curated record.
CUUGCUACUAGUAGCAGUCCCGCCUCCCUCUCUCCCUCUCUCUCUCUUUCUGUACAAGGAGUGGCCAUGGCAAGCAGCGAACCGGAGCGCAGAGAUGAGGAAGAAGGCGCUGCAGCAGGUGAGGACGAAGACACGGGAGCGCAGAUCGCCCCGAUCGUUAGGUUGGAGGAGGUUGCCGUCACCACCGGUGAGGAAGGAGAAGACGUACUCCUCGAUCUGAAAGCAAAGCUCUAUCGAUUCGAUAAGGAAGGGAACCAGUGGAAAGAGCGUGGGGUUGGGACAGUGAAGCUUCUUAAACAUAAAGAGAAUGGGAAGGUUAGGUUGGUUAUGCGACAGGCCAAGACACUCAAGAUCUGCGCAAACCAUCUAGUUCUUCCGUCGAUCUCGAUACAGGAGCAUGCAGGGAAUGAUAAGUCGUGUGUGUGGCAUGCGGCUGAUUUCUCUGAUGGGGAAUUGAAGGAGGAGCUCUUCUGCAUUCGUUUUGGAUCCACUGAAAACUGUAGAAACUUCAUGGAAAUGGUUGAAGAGAUUGCCCAAUCCCAAGAGAAAAAAGAGGAAAACAAAGAGGCUACCUCUGCUGCUGGACUUCUCGAGAAGCUCAGUGUUGGGGAGAGCAAAACCGCGGAGGAGAAGAAGGCAGGGGAAGAGGAGAAGGAAGCUGAAAGUGAGCAGGCAAAACCAGAGGCAGAGAAGGAAAAGGAGGAAAAAGAGCCUUCUGCAGCUUAGACAUGGGGUGAUCAGUGUUCAUUCCCCUUGUUGUGAUUUGCAUAUUUCCAUCAGGAGAAUGUCGUUAAGGUUUGUAUGCUUUUACCCCAUUCCUGGCAAAUAGAUUCAAUUUGAGUUGGAUUGGGAACUCUGGAAGCGGUGUCGAAUCGGUCAGUCCGUUGGAGUGCUAUGGUAAGUCUGUCGGUCCAUCGUCGGAUUUCUCCAAUAUCUUCAUUUUGUUUCUGCUUGGUAAUUUUCAGAAGGGUCCGGAUUGUAUUUUUAAUGAAUGUUUUUUGAUGAAUGUGAGAGUAUCUCUUCUCGGCUA